Oryza brachyantha (malo sina) is the source of this 1851-nucleotide messenger RNA. Its product is annotated as beta-catenin-like protein 1. Gene Ontology annotation, cellular component: spliceosomal complex. The record is from RefSeq and is a predicted model, not a curated record. Lineage: Eukaryota; Viridiplantae; Streptophyta; Magnoliopsida; Poales; Poaceae. Bases 85 to 1644 code for a protein of 519 amino acids. The transcript has 8 exons.
GCUCUGGCUGGCUAGGGUUAGGGUUUUAGCCGCCUCCUACACCUCCGCCGCGGCGAGGAAGGGCCAUCGAUUCGGUUCCUUUCGAUGGAUGCGGCGCACAAGCGCAAGCGGCCGGAGGCCGAGGAGGACGGGACGGAGCCGGGGGCGGGGGCGGUGGCGGUGGACCUCUCCUCCCUGGAGGCCGCCGACGCCGUGGAGGUGCUCGACCUCCGCGCCGCCAAGCGUCUCCUGCUCGCCUUCGAGCGCCGCCUGCGCGACAACCUCGAGGCCCGCAUGAAGCACCCUGACGACCCCGCCCGCUUCGCCGACUCCGAGAUCGCCCUCCACGCCGAGACCGACCGCCUUCGCCUCCUCGCCGGCGCUCCCGACCUCUUCCCCGACCUCGUCCCCCUCGGCCUUGCCUCCUCCCUCUCCUCCCUCCUCACCCACGACAACACCGACCUCGCCGCCGCCGCUGCCUCCCUCCUCGCCGACCUCACCGAUUCCGACGACCCCGACGACCUCGCCGGCCUCCACUCGCUCGCCGAUGCCCUCGUCGAAGCCAACGCCCUCGACCUCCUCGUCCAUAAUCUCUCCCGCUUCUCCGAGGCUGACCCUGACGAAGCCGAGGCUGUCCAUCACACCCUCGCAGUCGUUGAAAACCUCCUCGAGCUCCGCCCCCACCUCGCCGACAUUGUCUGCGACCGCACCAAGCUUCUCCGCUGGCUCCUCGCCCGCCUCAAGGCACGCGAGUUCGAUGCCAACAAGCAGUACGCCUCAGAGAUCCUCGCCAUCCUCCUACAGGACAGCCCCGCCAACCAGAAGCGCCUGGGCCAGAUCAACGGAGUCGAUGGCCUGCUGCAGGCUGUUGCCAUGUACAAGUCCAGGGACCCAAAAACCUCUGACGAAGAGGAGAUGCUCGAAAACCUCUUUGACUGCCUUUGCUGUGUGCUCAUGCCAAUGGAGAACAAGGAGAGAUUUGUCAAGGCGGAGGGGGUCGAGCUCAUGAUCAUCAUCAUGAAGCAGAAAAAGCUGGCUUACAGCUCUGCCAUCCGGACCCUCGAUUUUGCCAUGACUAGGUUCCCACCUGCUUGUGAGCGCUUUGUUGAUGUACUCGGACUGAAGACUGCUUUUGCGGCAUUCAUGGGUAAGAUUCCUGUUAACAAGAAAAACAAAAAGGAGAGUUAUCAAGAAGCACUAGAAGAACGGGUCAUUUCACUAAUUGCAUCAUUGUUUGGUGGUAUUACAAAAGGUUCACGAAAAAUCAGGUUACUAGGAAAAUUUGUUGAGAAUGAAUGUGAAAAGAUAGACCGAUUGAUGGAAUUUUACACAAGGUAUUCAGAAAGAGUGAAAGCUGAAACUGAAAGAUUUGACGGUCUCGAUUUAGAUGAUCUAGAGAUGGAUGAAGAUGAGCGCUACAAUCGCAAACUUGAAGCUGGGCUUUACACACUCCAGUUAAUUGCACUUAUUCUGGGGCAUAUAUGGCACUCUGGCAAUUCACAGAUGAGAACAAGAAUAGAAUUGCUUCUAAGACAAAACAAGCUGACUAAGGAUGACGUUAAGGGUAUACUUCAGGAGUACCAUGACAACAUUGGAGAUCUGGAUGGGCCUGAAGAAAAGGAAAGAGCGCAAGGGCGGACAACGGAAAUCAUAGCAUCGUUGUGAUGUGUACUGUAAUUUGCAUCAUCAUCGUCACCUUUGUGCAACCAUUGGUGUAGCGCCCAUCUUUAGAAGAAUAUGAUGAUAUGAUUAGAAGAAGAGUGUACCAUUGGUUGCGUUGCAGUAAGAAGAGCGUACCUGAUUAGCAGGGUAUUCUAUUCUUUUGUAAACUAACUGCAUUGUACUAGUACAUGUACAUGUAUGUUGUUCUUU